UUUAUCUUCUUUUACAUGCGCUUGCAACACCAUUAAAGUUUUCCAGUUGUCCUUUUGUUUUGUAGAUGGGAGAGUACUCGCAGAUGCCCCCUCAUCUAGCACUUUCUGCUGAUAAAGAUGAUGGCAAGUACCUUUCCGGUCUUAGUACUGUAAUGGUUGCCACAAUUCAGGAAGUGAAAGACAGAAUGUCUCAGAUUGAACACAUCUUCUGCGGUGAGCUGUUCCCAAAAUUUCAAUUGAACUCUAAAAACUUGGAGGAAAGCUUUGCAGAGGCCAAAAGAACAGAAGAUGAAUGGAGAAAGAAGGAAAAGUCUCUGUUAUUUAUAAUUGAAGAGCUUCAGUUUGAAAAGAAACACAUCAUUGAACAAAACCAGCGAUUGGUUGCCUCUUUCAAACUGAAAUUAGUGAAUAACAAUGAGCUGGUAGAGGAAGGACCAACAAAUGAAAAACAGCUUCCAGACAAAAUUGAAAGUUUAGGGGUGAAUGAAGAGGUUGAUAAGUUCCAUGAGCAUAUCAGACAGGGGAUUGAGGAACUGACCUGGAUAAAGAGCUGUGGAGAAAAAGCCUCUCAGAUGGUGAAUAGUGAGGAGAUUUUGAAUGAGCAUCAAAUGGAUAUGCUUCUUUCCACAAUGAGAAGUGUAAAGGAGAAAGUUUUUGAGCUCCAGUACAAGCUUGAGUAUAAGAAUCGAGAAAUGGCUGAAGGAAGGGAAAAACAGGCAAAUUUACUCAAGAUGCUUGAAUCAAGCUAUAAUGUGGAAUUGGUGAAAGACCGGCUUUUGCAGGAGCUUUUGAGUAACAAGGAAAUGCUUCUGUCCAAAAUAGAAAGCCUGGAGAAGAAUAUUUCUACGCUCCAAUAUGAGAUUCACCAGCAGACUAAGGAAGUGGCUAAUGGAGAAGGCUUGCAAAAAAAACUACGCAGGAAGCUUGAAUCAGAAGACUUUGUGAUACAGAAGAUCAAUCAGCAGUUGGAAGAGCAUGCAGUAAAUAAGAUACGGCUCCUGUCUACAAUAAAAUCUCUGGAGAAGGAUGUGGAUGACCUCCAACAUCAGCUUACACAGAAGAGUCUUCAAGUGGCCCAGUUAACUCAAUCAAGAGAGAAACUACUAAAGAAUGUUCAAUCAAAUGUUUUUCGUCUCCAAUAUGAGGUCAAGCUUGGCACUGAAGAAAUGUCUGAAGGAAAGAAAUUGGAAGAGAAGCUACUUGGAGUCAUUGAAUCAAAAUCAUCUCAGAUAGUGGAUCUUAAGGCCAAACUGGAAAACAUGAAAGAGAAUGCCAAUGACCUCAAAGAGGAACUGCAAAAAAAGACUUGGGAAGCAGAUGAGAGAAGAAAUGAGCAUGAGAAAGAUAAGAAAAUGUUUCUGGAAAAAACAAAAAGUCUAGAGGAGAAUCCUGUUCAUCUCCUGUACGAACUCAAGUGGAAAAAAGAAGAAAUAUCUGAGAGCAAGAAAUUGCACGAAAAAUUACGAGGAAUGGUUGAAUCAAAAGCCUCCCAGAUAGAGGAUCUUUUGGUCAAACUGGACAGUGCAAAGGAAAACGCCAAUGAGCUCAAAGUGGAGCUUAGGAAAAAGACUGGGGAAGUAGAUGAGAGAAGGAAUGAGCAUGAGAAGGACAAGGAAAUGCUUCUGGAAAAAACAAAAAGUCUAGAGGAGAAAGUUGGUCAUCUCCAGUAUGAGCUCAAGUGCAAAACUGAAGAAAUGGCCGAGAAAAGGAAAGUGCAUGAAAAACUACUAGGCAUGGUUGAAUCAAAAGCCUCUCAGAUAGUGAACCUUCUGGCCAAACUAGAAAGUGUAGAGAAGAAUGCCAAUAAGCGCAAAGACAUCAGAGAAAUAACUGAAGAAAUAGCUGCGGGAAGUAAAUUGCCAGAGAAAUUAGUCCAGCAAUCUGAAUUGGAAACAUCAGACAUAUUACAGAAUGAGUAUUUGUGGAGCAAGCAUGAAAAAGAGAAGAAACUACUUCAAGAAAGAGUUGAAAGUUUAGAGUCUACUGUUGAUGAGCUUCAAAAUGAGCUCAAGCAGAAGACAGAAGAAGUGGCCGAGGGAAAGAAACUGCAAGAAGAAUUACUCCAGAAGGUUGAAUCAACUGUCUCUCAGAUAAUGAAGGAGAAGUGGAAAAAUAGAGAAAUGAUUGCUUCCUACAAAAGUUUGAAAUCACAAUACAACUUCCUCUGCAGCAAGUUUGGUCUAACUGCAGAAAAUACACUCCACAACCGGAUGGAAGAGGAAAGUAAUUCAUCAAGGCUUCAUCAUACUCAUGGAGUCUCACAAGAAAAUGAAAAUAAAGAUCCAGAUACUCCUGUCUCCACUUCCAAUGCGAACAAACAAAAGAAUGAGAUCAAUCCCCAGGAAAAAUUGGAAAAUGAUGGAAGGUCUGGUUUAAAUCACUGCUCAAGUUCCCGCUCACCUGCUUGCAGGUCCUCUAGUGCAUCUACAUGUCCCACCUAUGUGCAACCCAAAUUACUUUCUGGGAUAAAGCGACCAUUUUCUAAUUGGAGAGACACUAGGUCUGCAGGGAGGAGGGAUUUGCAUCAUGAUUUUCUUUGUACUCCCAUGGAGAAUAUUAAAGCGAACUUAAACACAGCUGCGAAGGGAGAGAUCCCUGAUUUUCCACUCCCAGCUCCGGAAGGCAUUGAUCCUGAGAGCUCAGAUGAUGAAACACAAGAUAUACAUGUUGAUCCUUCACCAAAAAAACAUCAACUAUCAACUAGAAGGCCUGAGGUAAAAAAUUUUAAGUAUGUGGAACCAGUGAGAAAGAGAGCGGAAAGAGAGAAACUGAAAGGUAUUGAAUGCAAGCAGUGCAAGAAAUUCUAUGAUGCUGUUCUACCUGAUGGUGAAGGUUUGGGCACAGAUAAUAUUAGCACUCGCAAUUUCCGUUGUGAGCAUCAUGAUGGUGUUUCAAGGCAUCGGUAUAAGUACAUUCCACCUAUGACUCCUGAAGGAUUUUGGAAUAUUGGAUUUGAUUCUGACAUUUGAUUCCUUUUAGAGUGAUGUUAAUUGGAUUAAACUAGGUUUAAUUCUUGAGAUCUUGUUCAUUUCAGACAAUGAUAAUAGAAUACUUGAAAAGUGAUGUUAAUAUAAUAUACUCCAAAAGUUUGUUAUCAUUUUACAGGGU
Molecule: messenger RNA, 3108 nt
Organism: Telopea speciosissima
Lineage: Eukaryota; Viridiplantae; Streptophyta; Magnoliopsida; Proteales; Proteaceae
Product: protein gamma response 1
Exons: 3
Coding region: 66-2969 (967 amino acids)
Biological process (GO): DNA double-strand break processing involved in repair via single-strand annealing; double-strand break repair via homologous recombination
Cellular component (GO): site of double-strand break
Molecular function (GO): damaged DNA binding; double-strand/single-strand DNA junction binding; single-stranded DNA binding
Source: RefSeq, a predicted model, not a curated record